Pyrenophora tritici-repentis Pt-1C-BFP is the source of this 474-nucleotide messenger RNA. RefSeq lists its product as uncharacterized. NCBI's taxonomy places the organism in Eukaryota, Fungi, Ascomycota, Dothideomycetes, Pleosporales, Pleosporaceae. The record is from RefSeq and is a predicted model, not a curated record.
AUGGCUUCGAGCAAUCACGAUACAUGGUUUUCUGAACCGCCGACGCAGAUGUUGUCCCUGGAUGCAAUGAUUGCUACUAGAUCGUCCCACGCAUUCGCGCCGAGCCUGCCACCACUUCCGGAACAAGACUGUGAUCUUGAUUGGGACGAAAGCAUGUUUAUCCCGCAGGACCCGUACGCAGGCUUCAAACAAGCCUCCACAACUGUCGCCGCUGCAACCGCCAACGAGUCUCCGCCCAAAGUAUUCGAAGAACUGAACCAGUUACGAAACGAGUUCCAACAAUUGCGUCUUGAUAUUUCAGAGCUGCAGGAUAUGUUCCGUAAACGGCUAGAUGGUAUGGAGACAAGCAUCUUGGUAGCUCAACGCUAUGUUAAUAAUUUGGUACCUUGGUCGAUGGAAGUUCACGAGAAGUAUUCAAAACUAUUAGAGAUGGUGAAAAACCAGGAGCAACGAGCCGCGGAGAGCAGGACGUGA